Messenger RNA from Stylophora pistillata, 1422 nucleotides. RefSeq lists its product as uncharacterized. The record is from RefSeq and is a predicted model, not a curated record. Lineage: Eukaryota; Metazoa; Cnidaria; Anthozoa; Scleractinia; Pocilloporidae.
ACGCCAUUAAUAAAGAGUGCCAAAAGGCUGCGAGGCUCGCUGCUUCCUCCAGAGCCACUUUCCCUCCAUGUGGGGCUGAUAGCAGUUGUUUUGAUUAUUAUCCAGAGAGUUUUAGUGAAUCGUUACCGAGCACUCGCGUUUCUAUCCGGACUACUGUGAAUGUAACAGGCGCCAGAGCACCCAUGAUGCCUGACUUACGAGACAUGCGUUUUAUGAUUUCUAGACUGCGAUGUUCGCUGGCGUUACACACAGGUUUGGGGGACACGGGGAAAGAACUUAGCUUUCUACCGCUCAUACCGAUUCGGGUCAAGAAACAGCCCUCUACAGACUUUCCAAAGAAAGGGCGUACUAAAACACAGCCAUCCUCUUCGAAACAAAACUCAGCAGGGAAGAUGAACAGUGAUAACGGUGUAACACAACCUGCUUCCUCGAAGACUAACGAGAAAGGUUAUUGCACGGGUUGUAAAGCUUGGACAAAUUCCAAGACGAAAAAGAAAACAAAUUAAGAUUUGAAAAAAAGGGGAUGAGUUGUGAUAAAAAGUAUAGUGGUAAAACUUUAACGAUGAGUGUUGGACGUUGCGAUGCGGCGUCGAUGCCGGCAAAUUCAUGCCCACCAAGUGACAGAUGCAUACCAGUAUCAUCAACCUUCGUGUUUGCAACUGUCCUCAAUUGUAAUCAGUCUGUUUUAUUCAGCAAUACGAACCAUGUGAUGGAGAUAUUAAAGCAAAAGCGGUUUAUAGGCGAGGACGUAUCACCAAACUGAGACAUGUUUCCUCAGUACUCUACAAAACUAUUGCAGUCACUUCCGCAGUCGGCAUAUAUGAAAAGCGAAUGACCUUAUAUCAUAGCAUUUACUCCGUUUGUUUUCUAACAAAAUAAACAGUAGUCAACUAACCUCCAUAAAAGGUAGUUUAGAGUAGACGGCGGGAUUCUUAUGUCACUUGUAAAGAGGCCAAGAUCAAUAUAAAAGGAAAAUAGAGUAUCUUGAAUUGUUACGAAGAUUAUGAAGUGAAACAUCUUACUUUUAAUAGUUUUCCGUAAAACUACAUAUUAAGCGAAUACACGGUUAUGUUAUAGUCGGACCUGUUUUAAGCGGCACCGUUUUAAGCGUUCACCCUGUCAGUAAGCGGUCGGUUGUCGAAGUCCUCAAACGUUUACAACUUAACUAGUGUAAUUUUCACCUCUGUUAAAACGGUCACCUCUAUGGCUAAGCGGUCGUGUUCACCCUUUGCUGAGUCCCAACGGUCUGCCUGUUUUUAUUGUCUUCCACCUGUAAUGAACGGUCACUUAAGUGGGACCAGUCAAAUAAAUCUAAGAAUAAUCUUUCACGUAUAUAAUUUCAUCCAUAUAUUUUUACCGAAAUCAGUGUUGGUAGAAUUGUCGAGCGAAAUUAAGUGGUCAAUCAUAGCAUAAAAUGACGGU